AUGGCGGCCCUGUUGUUGAGACACGCCGGUCGGCAUUGCCUCCGCACCCACCUCAGCCCCCGCCUCUGCAUCCGGAAUGCCGUCCCCUUGGGCACGACGGCCAAGGAGGAGAUGGAGCAGUUUUGGAAGAAGAACACCAGCUCGUCCCGCCCCUUGUCCCCCCAUAUCACCAUCUACAGCUGGUCCCUGCCCAUGGCGAUGUCCAUCACCCACCGCGGCACCGGCGUGGCCCUCAGUGCAGGCGUCUCCCUCUUCGGCCUGGCGGCCCUGCUGCUGCCCGGCUCCUUCGAGUCUCAGCUGGAGCUGGUGAAGUCGCUGAGCCUGGGCCCGGCGCUCAUCCACACGGCCAAGUUCGCCCUGGCCUUCCCCUUCAUGUACCACACCUGGAACGGGAUCCGCCACCUGGUGUGGGACCUGGGGAAAGGCCUGAAGAUCCCCCAGCUCCACCAGUCGGGAGUGGCCGUCCUGGUCCUCACUGUGCUGUCCUCCGUGGGGCUGGCCGCCCUGUGAGGCGGCCCCCCCCCCCCGGUCCCCCCGUCCCCCACCCCUCGGCCGGCAGCACCGCCCCCUCAUCACGCUGCUGCUGCUGCUGCGUGCCCUCCGUCAGCCGGCUCCCCCCGCAAGACGGCCGAGACAAUGUGCGUUCUGUGGCCGGCCGCCCCGGGGAGCGGGGAGGGGCGCGGCGCAGCGGGUGCCGGAUCCCGUGCGUGGGCAGGCGGAGAAAGGCCAAGCUCGCCCCUCCGUCCUCCGGUUCAGAGAGGGAGCCGGGCCCCGCCUCACGGGGAGGACUGGGGUGCCUGGGGCCUGAGGGAGAGGCGUCCUCCCUCCCCCCGCCUUGCCACUUCUGGAAAAACGAGCUUCUUAAUUCCUUGUUUUCCACUCCCUAUCCCCUGGCCGCAUUUCCCGUCAUUAAACCAACAACAGCCUCC
Molecule: messenger RNA, 929 nt
Organism: Ornithorhynchus anatinus (platypus)
Lineage: Eukaryota; Metazoa; Chordata; Mammalia; Monotremata; Ornithorhynchidae
Gene: SDHC
Product: succinate dehydrogenase complex subunit C
Exons: 6
Coding region: 1-510 (169 amino acids)
Biological process (GO): tricarboxylic acid cycle; mitochondrial electron transport, succinate to ubiquinone
Cellular component (GO): membrane
Molecular function (GO): succinate dehydrogenase activity; electron transfer activity
Source: RefSeq, a predicted model, not a curated record